AUGAGGAGCCACCAUACUAUCCCGCUUGCCCUCCUUCUCUCUGCCAUCGUUUCCAAUGCUUUGAGGAUCCCCGUGACAGGCGUGCGGAAGACGUCUUCGGACCCGCUGCGCAGGAGGAGCCAGAGUGUUUCCGUUUCGCGUCCCGUUGCCGCUGCUGCGAACAGCCCGGAUGCUAGUGAUGCACUGAAUCUGACCACCAUUCGCGACUUGUUAUAUUUGGCCAACAUCACUAUAGGUAGCAUUGCAUAUCCCGUUCAAUUGGAUACUGGAUCGUCAGAUCUGUGGGUCCAUGCUUCUUCAAGUCCUGUACCCGGCGCAACCCCAACGACAACUCCGUACAAUUUGACUUAUGACAUUGGCUGGGCGUCCGGCUAUAUCUCGUAUGCUGCGGUGGAGUUCGCCGGGCUCUCCGUUUCUUCCCAAGCCUUCCUCGAUGCUUCAGAAGCGUCAAACCCUGCUCUUUCCUAUAAUGCCGAUGGUAUUUUGGGACUAGGCUUCGACUCGCUCUCAAGUAUAGACGCCAUGGUAAAUCGCUCUGACGCGUCCACAGGCCGCACAUUCCUGUACAACGCGUUCGCCAAGUCUCCGAGCGAACCCAACUUUAUGGCGUUCUCGUUGCAGAGCGUGGAGGACGCCGACGACGAGAUCCAGGGAACAUUCUCGAUAGGGGAGUAUGAACCGCAAUAUGCUGCUGUGCAGAACAGCAGUACAAUCUCUACAUGGCCUGUGAGCUCCCCCAGUCGAUGGAACGUGCUGCUGGAUGCGCUGCUCGUUGGUUCGAACACCGUCUCACUAUCUAGCAGCGUAUCGGACGUACCUUCGGGCAAGGCCGUCAUCAUGCUUGACAGCGGUACAUCGUACACGUAUGCUCCAACCGCCGUCGUUGACGCGAUCUACGGCGGUAUCUCUGGUGCGCAGUACGACUUAUCUGUUGGGCAAUGGAUCGUCCCCUGCACCGAGGAGGUCGACAUUGCCCUCCAGUUCGGCGACAGUGUUUAUCCUAUCAAUCCCUUGGAUAUUACCCCCAUUAGCAUGUCGGGCUCCUCGACUUGUGUGGGCACUAUCAUCAACGAGACCAUCGCCGUUGGUAACGAUGCAUUUGACUGGCUUAUCGGCGUCAAUUUACUGCGUUCGUUCUACUCCGUCUAUGACUUUGGCGACUACGAUUCCUCGGGAAAGAUGGGCGACCCCUACAUCAAGCUCCUGCCACUGAUCAACCCGGACCAGGCAUCCAUUGACUUCCACCAGGCAAGGGGCGGCUCGCCCGUGAAUGUCACCUACAACGCUGCGAACAGCUCGAGCUCCGACUUGUCCGGCGGCUCGACCUCCGUGACGCUCUCGAACGAGCUCGUAGACACACUCAACAAAGUCGGGAAAUACCUGCCCGCCGUCCUCGCCAUCAUGGCGCUCAAUGCGCUCAUACUGCUGUUACUCAUCGUGGCCGCUCUCAUAUACAUGUACACGCGGCGCAACAGGGGCGCGAAGGCGCGCAAGACGCGGGGCAGAUUGAGCCCGAUGCCCAUGAACCCCACCUCGACAUUCGGUGUCCCGACGCGCACCGAGUCGCAUAUAUACCAGCCCGUCUCAAUGGCUCUUACUGACGACACAUUUGUACCUCCGUCACCCGCCUUCUCGAAACCAGGGUUUUACAGCGAUAUGCGAGGCGCGAUGGGGGAGAGACCGAAGUCGGUCGCGUAG
Molecule: messenger RNA, 1698 nt
Organism: Sparassis crispa
Lineage: Eukaryota; Fungi; Basidiomycota; Agaricomycetes; Polyporales; Sparassidaceae
Exons: 11
Coding region: 1-1698 (565 amino acids)
Biological process (GO): proteolysis
Molecular function (GO): aspartic-type endopeptidase activity
Source: RefSeq, a predicted model, not a curated record